CCUUUGUUUAACUUCAUCUUUGGCCGUGGAGAAAUAGGAGAAAUUCGGCCAACAGCCAUCUUCCAGGUCUCAGCUGUCGGAACUGGGCCACAUUUAACAGCGGCAGGCCGGCUGUAUGACUCAGAGAAACUUUGUGCCGUGGGUCGAUAAUGGCCACCACUGCAGUAACUGACUCUCCUGUGUGGUAAUAUUUCUUUGGCACAGACUCUCUGACUUUCACCGCCCUCCCGUCGUCAAGUUAGCUCGGAUAAAGCGAUAACGACGUUAGGAGCUUGCCGAGGAAGUAGCUAAAGUGUGCAUGAAGCCAGGCAAUGUCCACCAUGGUGUAUCCACGUGAAGAAGCCCUGGAGCGCCUGAGCCAGGAUGAGAUCGUCCUCAACACCAAGGCUGUCAUGCAGGGCCUGGAGACUCUGCGCGGUGAGCACGCCCAGCUGCUCACCUCGCUGUUGGACUGCACCCAGCCGCCCAUCGCCCAGGAGAAGUCCGGGCUGCUCCGCAAGAGCCUGGAGGCCAUCGAGUUGGGCCUGGGAGAGGCACAGGUCAUCAUUGCCCUGUCGAGCCACCUGAGUGCUGUGGAGUCGGAGAAGCAGAAGUUGCGGGCCCAGGUCCGCCGACUCUGCCAGGAGAACCAGUGGCUCCGGGACGAGCUGGCAGGAACCCAGCACAAGCUGCAGCGCAGCGAGCAGAGUGUCGCCCAGCUGGAGGAGGAGAAGAAGCACCUGGAGUUCAUGAACCAGAUUAAGAAAUUUGACGAUGAUGUUUCGCCCUCAGAAGAGAAGGGCCAGAGCUCCAGUGGCAGUGGAGGAGGAGGGGACACUUCAAAGGACAGUCUGGAUGACUUAUUCCCCAACGAUGAUGACCAGGGACCAGCCCAGCCCAGUGGAGAGGUGGCAGCCCAGCAGGGAGGCUAUGAGAUCCCAGCCCGCCUCAGGACCCUACACAACCUGGUGAUCCAGUAUGCAUCCCAGGGCAGGUAUGAGGUGGCUGUGCCUCUGUGCAAGCAGGCCCUGGAGGAUCUGGAGAAGACAUCAGGACAUGACCACCCCGACGUGGCCACCAUGCUCAACAUCCUGGCGCUGGUGUACAGGGAUCAGAACAAGUACAAAGAGGCAGCCCACCUUUUGAACGAUGCCCUGGCCAUCCGGGAGAAGACGCUGGGGAAGGACCACCCCGCUGUGGCUGCCACCCUCAAUAACCUGGCUGUGCUGUAUGGCAAGAGGGGCAAGUACAAGGAGGCCGAACCUCUGUGCAAGAGAGCACUGGAGAUCAGAGAAAAGGUGCUGGGGAAGUACCACCCAGAUGUGGCCAAGCAGCUGAACAACCUGGCCCUGCUGUGUCAGAACCAGGGCAAGUAUGAGGAGGUGGAGUACUACUACAGACGGGCACUGGAGAUCUACGAGUCCAAACUGGGAGCUGAUGACCCCAAUGUGGCCAAGACCAAGAACAACCUGGCUACAUGCUACCUGAAACAAGGGAAGUUCAAAGACGCUGAAGCUCUGUACAAAGAGAUCCUGACCAGGGCACAUGAGAAAGAAUUUGGAUCUGUCAACAAUGAUAACAAGCCGAUCUGGAUGCAUGCAGAAGAGAGGGAGGAGAGCAAGGGUAAACGUAAGGACUCUGGCCCAUAUGUAGAGUAUGGCAGUUGGUAUAAGGCCUGCAAGGUGGACAGCCCCACCGUCAACACUACCCUGAAAAGCCUUGGAGCGCUGUACCGCCGUCAGGGCAAACUGGAGGCAGCAGAGACACUGGAGGAGUGCGCCACCAAGACACGCAAACAGGGUAUUGAUGCCAUUAACCAGAGUAAAGUGGUGGAGCUCCUGAAGGACGGGGGAGCUGGAGGGGGCGACAGACGGCUGAGCAGGGAAGGUGUCGCCGGGUCAGGGGGGCAACGGGGGGACUGCGAGGGCGACGACUCUGCUGAGUGGAACGGGGACGGUAACGGGUCUCUGCGUCGCAGUGGCUCCUUCGGGAAGAUUCGUGACGCCCUGAGAAGGAGCAGUGAGAUGCUGGUGAAGAAACUGCAGGGCAGCGGACCACAAGAGCCCCGCAACCCAGGAAUGAAGAGAGCCAGCUCCCUCAACUUCCUCAACAAGAGCGCUGAGGAAACCACACAGGAUGCCAACUCUGGCCUGUCAGAGUGUAGGGGACUAAGUGCCAGCAACGUGGACCUAUCAAGACGCAGCUCCCUGAUUGGCUAAACCAAGAUGGGAGGUGGGCUAGGGAGAAUUGGAGCAGCCCGAUGAGGAGAGGCAGUUUGCAGCUGAGUUUGAACAAAUAUCACACCUAAGCUCAACCGCGAUCAAACACUUGUAUUCAGAGCAUAUUUUUUAAAGAACACUGGGUGAAAAAAAAAACAUUACCAUAAUACAUGUCAUGCUAUUGCUUCCAAGACACCAUAGCUGCUGCUUCGCUGUACAAUUUGCCGGCAUCGAUCCCACCGGUUGCAAAAUAAGGAUAUUUAGACACACAUUACCAGCAUGCUGCUUACUAGGAAGUGGAAUGUCUGCACUUGACACGCUCCAUGUGGUAUCUUUGAGGCAUUAGCAUCGUAACAAAACUAGCACAUAACAUUUGCAUUGUGGUGAGUCCGUAACCUCCGUCUGCCCAAUCACGUGCACACACUCAACCUUACUCUUGGUAGACUCUAUGUACUCCAGUUUCAGUUUAGAGAGAAACCUUGUACACUGUAUAUUUCACUAGUAGCAUGAACUACUUGCUAAUGCUAACCACCCAUUUGAAUAGUUAUCACAGAUGCUAAACAGGUAUGAUUCGUUUAGAUUUGAACCAGGAGAAAAUAACAAGAGGUACAUCGGUUCAAAAGAAAGAGAAACAAGCAAUUUGUUAGAUUUUUGGAAAUACAAUAGCACUAACCAGUUAAACCUCACUUUUUGCCUUCUGAUUUUUUUUUUUUUUAUGUAUAUACAGGUUUAAAUUAUUUGAUAUUUCUUUGUUUGUACAUAGUGCACAUGAGUUUUGUUUUUGUUUACACUGUUGAGUUAAAGGGGAUUUCAGUAGGGAAAUGACUGGAGAAAUCAUGGGAAGUAAGGGGGAACUGGAACGGGUGGAAAUGAAGUUAGGAAAGAAGAAGGGGUGAAGAAACGGACAUAAAUGUGGACGUGAAGGAAGCAGAUGGAGGCACUUAAUUCAUCUCACCCCAAGGGGGCAAUGAUUUAAAAAUGCUGAUAUGGAACAAACUUGAGUACCUCAGUCCGUGAAAUCUGAAUCUUCUGAAUAAUCCUCUGAAUAAGCUGCUGAUAGAAAGUGAGGCCAUCAGGGUUUCAGCCAAAACCAUCGUGAUGCACUUUCAGUGACAGAAUGUCACAGGCAGCAAUCUUCGUACCUACCAUAAAGACUAAGAUUGUAGUUUUUUUUUUCUCGCUGGAUUAAACAAGAUAAUGAGGCUGGGAAAAAGGUAAUUCUUCAAAUAAUCCUUCUUGGGACCACAUUGGUGGGGUUUGCAAUGAGGGUUAGAAUAUUGAGACUUCUGCAAGAAAAUAGCUGAAAGGAAAUGCACUUAUAAUCAUGAUUAUGGUCAUGAUUACCAUCAUAACCUGUCAUUUUUAAUUGUCCUUAAGGUAAACUUCACCCUGGUACCCCCAAGAAGGUUAAAACAAAAACUGAUUCUUGUUUUCAGGUACUGCUUUACCCACUCAACUAUUUAUUAAUUUUUCCUGUGAAGAAAAGCCUUCCGAUUGGUCAGACUUUUGUCAGAAACCAAUUAGCCUGACCGAUUGUGGCAACAAUGCUGUGGAUGAGGUACUAAAAAAUGUACGUUUACAAUCAGACAUGUGGCUCAAGGCAUAUCUAACACCACUUUGAUUAAAUGAAUAAAUGUCCAAAUUGUCUUGAUCGAUUUAUCGGUUGAAAGCUGAUGCAGAGAGUCAGCUGUGUGUCGAGAUAUCUCUUUUAAAGUUGUUUACUUGUUUAUGCUUGAUAUGUAUCAUUUUGUAGAAAACAAUCCUCAGUGGCACUUUGUUUAUGUCGACUGGGAUGGAUUUAUUUGGUCUUAAUCAAAUGUUCAUAGAAUAUCUGACCAAUGACUGUCCUUCGUAAAUUUUGUUGUACUUUUGGCUUCAACUUUGAAUGAUUUGUUUUUUUGUUUUGUUUUGUUUUGUUUUGUUUUGUUUUGUUUUUUGAGUUUCUGUGUUCAAGAUACAAAAAAACUGAAUGGUUGAAUCCUUUGAAUGUUGAUUGUUUACGUUGAUGUUGGGAUAUUGUGGCAUUAACACUGGGUUUAAUGUGAUGUCCUUUUUGCGUUGUUUUGCUCACAAGCUGGGAGUGUAAACUUCGCCAAAACAAGGCCGAUACCAAGAGAACUGUCACAGAAUGUCUUACUAUGUGAAGUUUAAACCUGCACUAUGUGAAACUAAUUUGUAAUGUGUGCACAUAAUGGUAUGAAUCACAAUUCACAUGGAUGAAUUGUAUUACCCUUUCCUGCCCUUUUUUCCUCUCCAAAGUUUUUUUUUUUUAUUUUUAUAAAUCCACACAAGACUCAAGCUCUCUUCCCCCUCCCAUUACUGACAAUUCACAAUCACAAAAUCCAAGAACCUAGGCGACUCAACAACUGAGGCAAAUGUUUCCUCUGAGCUAAAACGGCCACAUUCAUGGUAAAAAAAAGAGCAUGAAAAGUGGUCAGAUAAAAUCGCAUAGUGCACGUUUAAAUCAGGCUCAACAAGCUGACGUCACAUUCUGAAUUCAGGGUUGUGAUCAGAUUGCCUAGAAAGAGCAGCCUUUUCUGUUGCUCCGUAGCGCUCCUGAACCUUGCUUAUAAAUCUGUUUAUGCAAGAUCAAAGAAGGCACAUGCUGGAUCUCUGAUUUGAAAAAUGGGAAGACCCAGAUUUUGAUAAAGGCAUUCUGUUAGCGUUGGUGCAUGCACACCAUCGUCAUUUGCGUGGAUAAUUUGAGGUUUCCCCUUUUUAAAAUCACCCUCAGAGAAAACCACCCUGACUUGUAGCACAGAAGUGAUGUCACAUUGCUGAGUCUACUUAAAAACAUAACGAUUAUAUCAGCUUCUGAUUGUGCUGUAUGUGCUUGAGGGAGUGUGCGAGAUGGCACAGUUGUACUGAAGAGAUGAAAUGCAUGGAGGGACGCCUUAAAAGUCUGUCAGCUAAAGACUGGAAAGGAUCUGGAUGACGUCAGGAAGGAGUCUGCGGUGAGAAGGAAAUGAAAGAAAGUGCUUCAGAAAGAUAUUGGAGGAGAAAAGUGCUUUAAGUGUUGUUCGCAGCAAAUAAUGUACAGAAUUAUUAGUGUAUAACCUUUAUAUGUGUACUGUACAUCAUACGCCCACAUACACACACACACAUUCACAAGAAAUGACAGGAAACUUUCUGUGGCACACACACAACACUAUCCAAUCCUGUACAAAACUAGUGGAAUUUGUAGUUUGCGUUGCAGGUCCCCAUAUGUGAAACAUCAGUUCUCUUCCUCCAAACUUAGGUUUGCUCUCUAGUUUCAAACAUUAGACCACCCUUCACUGUAUUAGCCAGUCAGUCAGUCAUUCUCUCUGGAUUUGUAGCGACUCCUCUGUUAGUUUUUGUGACAUUUGUUGAAAUCUGAUCUGAUAUUUCAGCAGUUCAGACAGACUCCCCGACUUUGGAUCACUUUUGCCUUGUGGGGUAUUGUAAUUGGGAAAGUGAGGCAAACCAUGACGUUGAUCAUAAAUUAAAAUUCCUCAUUUGAGAAGCUUGAUAACUACACGUUGAGCUCCAUAAAUAUUUACACAGCAGUACACCUUCUUUUCCUCGGAAAUCGGUGGUAAAACAGUCUCUUCUGUAGUAAGGGGGAAAAACUCAAGAAUGUGAUUAAAAACUGGAAUAAUAAAUCAGCCCACUUGUUGUUCUGUUGUCUUAAUACUUAUGGAGGCCAGUGUAUUUGAGAGCCGUGGAUGAUGAAUGGGUGGCAGGCCGAUGCACUCUUAUCUUCAGUUCCUGCAACUUUAAUGAUGGUCUCUAAUGAUGGAUCCUACUGUGAAGGGGCCAACCUCAUAUAUAUUUUAUCAAAAGGUCAAUAAAAACAAAUUCCACUUUUCAAA
This is a messenger RNA of Myripristis murdjan (pinecone soldierfish), 6031 nucleotides long. RefSeq names its product kinesin light chain 2 (gene klc2). The coding region runs from base 312 to 2198 and encodes 628 amino acids. NCBI's taxonomy places the organism in Eukaryota, Metazoa, Chordata, Actinopteri, Holocentriformes, Holocentridae. The transcript has 14 exons. Gene Ontology annotation, molecular function: kinesin binding. The record is from RefSeq and is a predicted model, not a curated record. Gene Ontology annotation, biological process: microtubule-based movement. Gene Ontology annotation, cellular component: kinesin complex; cytoplasm.